Molecule: messenger RNA, 4739 nt
Organism: Daktulosphaira vitifoliae (grape phylloxera)
Lineage: Eukaryota; Metazoa; Arthropoda; Insecta; Hemiptera; Phylloxeridae
Product: zinc finger protein OZF-like
Exons: 6
Coding region: 565-2412 (615 amino acids)
Biological process (GO): regulation of transcription by RNA polymerase II
Cellular component (GO): nucleus; chromosome
Molecular function (GO): chromatin insulator sequence binding; RNA polymerase II cis-regulatory region sequence-specific DNA binding; DNA-binding transcription activator activity, RNA polymerase II-specific
Source: RefSeq, a predicted model, not a curated record
UAUGCAAUUCUACGUUCGCCGGGAAAAAACUCUGAACGGCGGCAAACAGCAACUGAGCCGUUCGCCAUUUUGGUUAUAGUCGAUCGGCAUCCGUGCUUUACCAGUACUGGUCGCCGCCCAUCUCUUACCAGCAACUAACUGGCUAUUGUUGGCCCCGGGUUACCGGGUUCUGAACCCUGACACUUGCGAAGAUUUUCUGACUAAUUCAAUUUACUUCGAAUAUUAGGCGAGAAUUAUCUGAUUGGUAACAAAGGCGGCAAUCAUAGUUGACGCCUAGGCCAAGCCGACCGCGUAGGUAUUGAUUUUUACCCCUUACGGCAGUCCUUUGUACUCAAUUAAAGUUUUUAUUUUCGUCUCGCUUCUUCCCGAUGUAUGACCACUUGCAUGUGUUAUAUCAUCUCAAAAUUGCUCGGUUCUGAUUAAGUAACUAGUAUUAUGCCGAUAAUAUCUGUGUUUUUCACUCUGAACUGUUGAUUGCCGCCAAUUGAGUUAGUGCACCAUUGUUCUAAUGCGGGUUUCGUUAUAUCAUCUCUGGUUGCCACUAGGCCUUCGAUUCCGAUUAACAUGACUGAAGUGCUGAAAGCUAGUGAAUUAAGAGUACCGAUGCCACCAGAAAAUAUGAGCAUUAAUAGAGAUAGAAGUGAACAUCACCAGAAUAUGGAAGGACCACCUCAACCUGCGCAUGCUCAUUUCACACCUCCAACUUCUGUUUCUGAUCUUGAAUUGUUGCAGCAUAGAGUCAAUUGGGGUACGUUCAGUGAUCCUACAAAAGUAUGCUCCAGUCUUAUGCUACAGCUUGGAGGAGCUGCUGCUGCUGUUGGUACUGGCCAAGGAGGAUCUUCUGGCAAUAAUCAAAGUAAUGGUAAUAAUGAACGCCGUACACACAUCACAGGCUCUAGUCUUAUGCUGCAAUUAGGAGGAGCAGCAGUAGCUACUGUACCAAGUAGUUCAUCAGGUGGUACUCAAAUCACUGGUUCAAGUGGUGAACGUCGGACACACAUCACAGACUCCCCUUUUCAUUGCGAUAUAUGUGGAAAAUACUUUUCUAGAAAAGAUCAUUUCAAGAAUCAUGUAAUGUGGCAUACAGGUGAAACUCCACAUAGAUGUGAUUAUUGUGCCAAAACUUUUACUCGCAAAGAACAUUUAGUCAAUCAUGUGAGACAACAUACUGGUGGUAUACAAAACGCUGCCGAAUAUUCUAUGAACAUGGAGCCAGGUCCUUCUACUUAUCGUGAAACACCUCACCACUGCAAUUACUGCCCAAAAUCGUUCACGCGUAAAGAUCACAUGGUUUACCACGAGCGUCAACACACAGGGGAAACGCCGUUCCCGUGCCAAUACUGUCCAAAAGCAUUCACGCGUAAGGAUCAUUUGGUCAAUCACGUGAGGCGUCAUACAGGAGAAUCGCCACACAAGUGCACCUACUGUUUAAAAGUGUUUACAAGGAAGGAACAUCUGACAAAUCACAUUCGCCAACAUACGGGUGAAACACCUCACCACUGCAAUUACUGCUCGAAAUCAUUCACUCGUAAAGACCACAUGGUUUACCACGAGCGUCAACACACAGGAGAGACACCGUUCCCGUGCCAGUAUUGUCCAAAGGCAUUUACACGUAAGGAUCAUUUGGUCAACCACAUCAGGCGGCACACUGGUGAAUCGCCGCACAAGUGUACAUUCUGCAUGAAGUCAUUUACUAGAAAAGAGAACCUGACCAACCACAUUCGUCAGCACACUGGUGAGUCUCCACACCGAUGUCAUUUUUGUCCUAAAACGUUUACGCGCAAAGAACAUCUUACUUGUCAUAUUCGUAUUCACACAGGCGAAUCGCCACACGCUUGCGAAUUCUGUAAUCGAACCUUUGCACGCAAAGAACAUUUGAAACGUCACGUGCGCCAGCACGCGCCGGGGGCAGAGUACAAUUGUAUCAUCUGCUCUGAGGUGUUCUCUGCCAAGGAACCGUUGCUCGAACACAUGUUGACCCAUCCUCGCGAUUGUCCGUACGUGUGCACCGACUGCGGCAAGGCGUUCCGCCUUAAGGGCAAUCUCCUGUUCCAUCAGAGGUCCCAUCAAAAGGGCAUGCCGGCCGAUCGUCCCUUCCGUUGUGACUUGUGCCCUAAGGAUUUCAUGUGCAAAGGGCACUUGGUAUCCCAUCGGCGCAGUCACACUAACACUAAACAACAAUUUCAAUCUGGACAGUUUUCGAAAGACCACGGUACUAAUGCCUCAUUCAUGUUGAAACACUUAAUGAAGCAAGAAAACGUGUCUGAAAUGAUCGGCCUGCAUCAACCCCAUCCAAUGCCUCAGCAUUCUGUCAGCGUGGGUACGCAAGUCGGAUUGCCUGUUCUUCCUCCGCCUCCAAAUCUCCAUCUUCCCCCACCGACCGCCGCAAGCCUAUUGGCCGCAGUCACGUAAACUUCUUUGUAGUUCGAACUCGAAAAUUUUAUUAUUAAUAUUAUUGUUUACAGUUUUGUUCUGUUUAUUUGACAAUAUAUUUUAUUUUUAUUUUCUAUCCUUUUUCUUCAUUCAUUAAUUGUUUUUAUUAUUAUUUUUAUUGCUUAGAUUUUAUUGUUUUAUUAUAUUUUCCCAAAAGAUUUUCUCUGACGUUGUUUUUAUUUUAACAUUUUAUUUUUUGAUUAUUACUACAUUUACAAGAAAUGUACUUGAUAAAAAUUUUAAUUCUAAUCAUCACCAUUUUGAGCAACGAACCCAUCUUGUAUUUAUUGUGUUAUAAAGUUUAUCUAUCUUGUAUAUUCUGGCAGCUUCAAAGGCUUAAUUAUUAUUAUUUGUUGUGCGCAAAUUAUAUAAGGGCCUUAUUUGUGGACAUUUACCAACUGAUCUCAUUAAAAUCUUAAUUACUAAAGUAAUGUUGAAUUUGUUUAUUGAACUGUAUUUUUUAUAGUAAUACUGUUGUCUAAAUGCUUGUAGUACUAUGUCUUAAAAGCACAAAUGAUAAUGAAAAUAAAGUAUGUAUAUAUAUUUUUUAACGACAUUAACCAAUAGGUUUCAAAAACCCAUUCAAUUUUUAAGAUAUAGAUAAUUUAAUAAAAAUUAACAACCUAUCUCUAUGGCAUCAUAAUGUAAUACAUAUUUAAUAAUUUUUUGAAAGUGAUUUUGAAAUAAAAAUUUAUAUUGAACACUGAGUAUUAUUUCAUAUAUAUAUAUAUAUAUAUGUCAAAGUAUUUCAUUAUAGUCCUAUAAAAUAUUGACAUUUUUUCUUGUAUCAAGAAUUUCUCAUAUUUAUUUGGUAAGUUAGUUGUUUAUGUAAUUUGUGCUUUUAAGGUCAGGUAAGUAUGAUUGACUUUUGAAAGUAAAUAUGUGUUAUGGCAGUCGCGUAAAUGAAUGAAAAUAUAAGCGGAAAACAUGUUUUAAUUAUCAAAUAACAGUUUUAAAUUUCUUUAAAACAUUGUUAAAUCUUACACUAUUGUUAUUGUAAAUGUAGUAAUGUUUUGACAAAGAUCCAUCUUUUACUUUUUUUGUUUUUAUUUGAUAUGAUUUGCCAUAUUUUUUUUUUUUUUCGUGUGUAUUGUAAUUUUUUUUUAAUAACUAUCACUUUCAAGGCAAAUGUUAAUAUGAAUUGUGUAGCCAUUUUAAUAUUAUAUAAAAGCAAAUAAUUUUAAUUAAGCUAAGUGUGUGAGCGUGCCCUAUGUAUAGAAAUUAAUUUAUAAUUAAUCAUAUAUAGAAUUAGUUUAAUUUUUUAGAUAUUUUAAAGAUUAUUUAUGUAUUCUUAUUUAUUGCUCCAAUCUCAAAUAAGUGGGAUUGUUAUAAAACAAUAUUUAUGUAUUACAUAUUAUUUAAUAAGUAACAUUAGUAUAUUUUUUUAUGCUACCACAUUGUUACCAGUGUAGUCAUUAUUAGACGAGUUACAUUGGACUUAAGUAUAUGUUAUAAUAUCUUGUAUAUAACAUAAAAUUCUAUAAAAGAAGCCAUUAUAUGUUGUACAUAUUUCACAUUUCUAGUAGUAAAAAUUCACCUAAUAUAUUAUAAUAUUGUUCUCUUAAAAUAUUCACAUCAUAAUAUGGUGCAAUAUUAGUCAACAUAAUAUUUUUUGUUUAAAUUAGUUGUUCUUAUAUUUUAUUUUGCUUUAUAAAAAAAAAUACAUGCAUUAACUUAUCAUAAAUUUUAAUUUUCAUCUCAAAUCAAUUCCAAAGUAUAGAAAAGUAGUAAACUUGCCAUUAAAAAAAGUGUUACGGCCUUCCUUUAUGUUUAUAUCGUAUACACUUAAAGCUUUUAGGAAUAAUUCAAAAUAGAAAAUAGACUGAUUAAUUUUUUUUUUAUUAGAAUAAAUAGUAUAAAAUACUUAUUAAAAAACUAUGUGUGUUUGUAUGUAUUUUUAAUGAUUUUAUUAUUUUCAUUAAAUAUAGAGUAAAGCAUAUUAUGAUAAAGUAUUGUCGUAUGUAAAUAUUCAAAUAACUAUUUUAAUGUUAUUGUUAAUCAUAAUGAAUAAAAUAUAGUUUUUAGUUUAUAUUUCAAUUAGGAAAUUAGGGCUGUGGCUGCCAAAUAAUUUUAAGUUAUGUUUGAAUAGUGUUGUAUAAACAAAUAUUUAAAAUUGUUUCAAUACCCAUUUUAACUAAAAUAAUUAUGGACUUGGUUUACCAAAUUUCUUUCCAAGUUUUUGCGGCCACUAGCACUAUUAGUAGGGUUUAGUUGUGAAUUAAUUAUUUUUACAAUUUAUAUUCUGUUUUUGUAAUAAUAUUGUAUUGAUGAAAUAUAGAAAUUGUGUGAAAGAUUUACUAUACAAA